AGCUGUUUAUGUUUCUCGGCGCGCACAGAUACAGAUACUCGUUCAGGCAACUUAAAAUACUCGGUUUAGCUUUUGUUGUUGGCCAAACGAAAGCGAAAAGUGAAUAACAAACUCACAUCCAGCACAAGUACAAUAGGCAUUAGCAUUGCAAAAAAAGAAAAUGUUCGUAAAGUGCGGGCACAGUGAUGUGAUUUAAUGAGAAAAGUGCUGCGCCGCAGCAGCUGGUCAUAGGUGUGUGUCCGGAAAAGUAUAUUUUAUUCGUCGCCUGGUCGCAGAAAGACAAAGUUACAGUUAUUUUACCGUCUUGAUCUGUUCGGAAUGAAUAUGUAACACUUUCGAAAUGCCGCAGAAUGUGGAGGAACCGUGGCGCCUACUCGUGAGCUAACCAAAUCAUUACGCUGCAUUUGGCCUUUGAGGGCUGAAAAAUCGAUUGACCGUAGUAACUGGCGACCACAACACAAGAGCAAAUCAAAUAAUGAUGAUUGUGUUAGAGUCCCCUGAAGCAGCUCGGAGCUCAGCUGACUUUGCCGGAACAUUAACCAGAGAUGUCAAAGUGAAUACGCUCUCUCAGUAAACACUAGCUAGUACUCCAGGCGGAGCGAAACGAGACCGAGAGACGCAGAUAUGUCGAAAACGAGGGGUCGCAUUCUGAUUCCACUUCCUAAUACCGGAGCGAUGGGGCGCAAGCGCAACAAUUUCUACAUGCGGAGCCUCUUCCUACUGGCGCUCUGCAUCUUCGGUCUGCUACAAUACCACAAUUUUAACUACUUGGACUCGCGGGACAAUGUACUGGGUGAUACGGUCACCAACGACUCCGACGACGCCAUACUGGCCAUGGUUCCCGCCACACUUCACAAGUAUCUCACACCGCACUCCCGCAAUCACACUAUUUCGGGAGCCGGAUCAGCCCUGCUCCUUAAUGCGAGCAGCCCCGGAGGCGUGACUGCCACCACACUAAGCUUUGACGUCUACCACCCUCCGAAUAUUACGGAGAUCAAGCGUCAGAUCGUGAGGUACAACGAUAUGCAGCUCGUGCUCAACGAGGACACAUUUGGGCCCCUGCAAAACGAUUCUGUGAUAAUUGUAGUCCAGGUUCACACGAGGAUAACCUACCUGCGCCAUCUAAUCGUUAGCCUGGCGCAAGCGCAGGACAUCUCAAAGGUAUUACUGGUGUUCUCCCACGACUACUAUGAUGACGAUAUCAAUGAUCUAGUGCAGCAGAUAGACUUUUGCAAGGUCCUGCAGAUCUUUUAUCCAUACUCUAUUCAAACGCACCCAAACGAGUACCCCGGAGUGGAUCCCAACGAUUGUCCGCGGAACAUCAAGAAGGAGCAGGCUUUAAUCAGCAAUUGCAACAAUGCUAUGUACCCUGAUCUCUACGGACACUAUCGGGAGGCCAAGUUCACGCAGACGAAACACCACUGGAUCUGGAAAGCGAACCGUGUGUUUAAUGAGCUGGAGGUGACCCGUUUUCACACAGGCCUGGUCCUAUUUUUGGAGGAGGAUCAUUACGUGGCCGAAGACUUCUUAUACUUACUGGCCAUGAUGCAGCAACGAACUAAAGACUUGUGCCCGCAAUGCAACGUUCUGUCCCUGGGUACCUAUCUGAAGACCUUCAAUUACUACACCUACCACAGCAAGACUAAAAAAAAAUCCUAUGCUUCCUCGCUGAUCUCGACAAGCAGUCUAUUAGGAUACAAUAGGAAUAACAAUAAUAGAAACUCGGUGCAGUUAGCCGGGUCGUCCACCUAUUCUUCCUCAUCAUCUGCAGCGCAGUCAUCAUCUACGUCAUCUCUCAAAUCUGCCAAAGUCUAUGUAGGCGACACCACUGACAACCAGAAAGCCAGUGAUUUAAAGAGAGAUAAUACCAGUAUCAAACGGGGAAACCUCAUCAACACUGUCACCGCCACCGCCGCCACAUCCGACACCAACAAUGAGCAAAGUAGCAAAGAUAGCAGCAACAAAAAUGGUGCACAAACAUGGAACUAUCAUGUCCUGCCGUCAUUGUAUUCCGUCUAUCAGAAGGUGGAGGUAAUGCCCUGGGUCAGUAGCAAACACAAUAUGGGAUUUGCCUUCAAUCGCACCACCUGGACAAAUAUCCGAAAGUGUGCCCGCCACUUUUGCACCUACGACGAUUACAACUGGGACUGGUCGCUGCAGCACGUUUCUCAGCAGUGUCUCCAUCGCAAACUCCAUGCUAUGAUCGUCAAGGGGCCCAGAGUUUUUCACAUUGGAGAAUGUGGGGUCCAUCAUAAAAACAAGAACUGCGAGUCUAACCAGGUAAUUUCGAAGGUGCAACAUGUCCUGCGCAUUGCCCGGAACUCACAUCAGCUCUUCCCCCGCUCCCUGACCCUGACGGUGCCCAGUCUGAUGAAGAAGUCGAAGCUUCGCAAGGGUAACGGUGGGUGGGGCGACCUCCGGGAUCACGAGCUGUGCCUGAACAUGACGCUAUCGAAUAGGUAAAGGAACCGUGAACGAAAAUAUGAUCGUACCAGUCAAAAGCCAAGAAACGUAGCUUUUAAUGUUGUCUAAGUAACAAUACGAAGCAGUAGCCUUAAACACUAUAAACGAACAAGAAUUCAGCAAAUACUCUGUAUCAGCUAACUACCCGAAAUUAAGCAGAGCCAGAAAAAAGCCCAAAGAUACUCGCCUUGGGCGCAGCACAACUCCUAUAACUACGAUUAAGUAAAAUAAUAAUCUAGUCACGACCUUACGCCAUUAUUAAAAGCGCAUUGUUGCAAUCUCCUCUUUAUGUCGUGGACAACCACUUUAUAUUGUUUAGCCUCCGUCCAGACUUCAAGACCGGAAGAAUUCGAUUUCCAUACGACGGCAAAGCAAUCCUUAUAACAAAAGAACCAGAAACAAAUAAGGAAUAUAUCUACUCUAUCCCCAAAUUGUGCCGAAACCGUUUAGUAAAUGGUCAUGAUGUAGUUCGAGUUAGUUAAGCCAGCAAGUCGCAUAAACUAGUCAUAGCAAGGUAUUGUGCACUCAAAUAAAUAAAUAUAUUAGUUUACCCUUUUGAUA
Molecule: messenger RNA, 3024 nt
Organism: Drosophila serrata
Lineage: Eukaryota; Metazoa; Arthropoda; Insecta; Diptera; Drosophilidae
Gene: Mgat2
Product: alpha-1,6-mannosyl-glycoprotein 2-beta-N-acetylglucosaminyltransferase
Biological process (GO): oligosaccharide biosynthetic process; protein N-linked glycosylation
Cellular component (GO): Golgi stack; Golgi membrane
Molecular function (GO): alpha-1,6-mannosylglycoprotein 2-beta-N-acetylglucosaminyltransferase activity
Source: RefSeq, a predicted model, not a curated record